Ceutorhynchus assimilis (cabbage seed weevil) is the source of this 1946-nucleotide messenger RNA. The record is from the annotation of a GenBank genome assembly. Lineage: Eukaryota; Metazoa; Arthropoda; Insecta; Coleoptera; Curculionidae.
AAUUAACAGCUAUUUCAACUUUCUUAUGCGCGACCAAAAACCAGUUCCUUCGCUCUCGAGGCUAUCGAAGUACCCACUUUCAGACCCAAAGUAGUUCCUUGUCGCAAACGCGAAUCGUACGACCUGAUUUUUUCGGGACUAAUUUUCGACGAAAAAUGACCCGCGACUGAUAAUCGUGCAUCUUGAAUUUGUGAGGUUUUUUUUUUAGUUACUUUGAGGUACUUUCGCAAAAAUGCCUUGUUCCGCUGUUACGUUAAGUUUAGCUACUAUUACUAGCAUUAUAGCUGUUGCCCUUUUGGCUAUUGCUUUUGCUACAGACAAUUGGCUCUAUAUCGAAGUUAGAAGGACUAAUAUACAGAAUUUCCUAAGCCGGAAUUCAGAUGUGCAAAGUCAGUCGCUGUUGGAUGCGGUCAAUUCGAAAUACUUUUAUUACACGAGGACGAAGGGAUUGUUCAGGACGUGCUUCCCUAAAGAACGACCACCGACACUAAAACUUUACUUGAGUCCGGUGGAAACCUAUUGUACUAACGUUAACUAUUACAUUCCCGAUGAAAAUAAUGAAACCAAAGAUUUCACCGAAGAUGCCUGGACCAGAUUACAUAUGGGCAGAUCGAUGAUAGCUCUUUUCAUUCUCUCCUUUUUGGCUGUCUUUGCAGCUUUCUGUACAGGAGUUACAGGUUGCUGGAAAAGAUCUCCUGGAAAUGUGACUGCAACAGCUAUGCUCAUGUUACUUGCAUGUCUACUCAGUGCAGGCGCAAUGGGGCUUUGGCACGGAGUCGAAUAUUUUGAAAAAGAAAAACAAGUCGGUGAAGAAUUUUAUCAACAAUGGAGCACCUUACUUCAAGACAACACAACAACGUACUACGAUUGGGGCUUUGCCCUAGGCUGGCUCGGCGUAUUCUCUUGUUUAGGAGGCUCGCUGUUGUUCUUCUUCGGUUCGUGUUGCCUGCAAGCUGAAAAAGACCGAGAACAAAUGGACAACGUCCAGUAUAUCGUACCAGUUUAUCCACAAAAACAGCAAUACGCUUAUGCAGGAUAUCCGGUGCCUCCUCAACAGUAUUCGGGUCCUUAUUAUACCACAGGAUCGGCAGCGUAUGGGCCCUAUAACUACUGAAGUCGGGAUAACAUAAAUUAUCCAAGCAGGAAUAGAGAAAAAACCGUGUUUAUUUUGUAGGCCUUUCUUAAGAGACAACGAAGUAUUUUUUAAUAAUUUGUACAGUGCCUUUUUUUGUUUAUUAUGAAGCAAUACAACAAUUAGAAUACUGCGGUAGUAAUUUAUUUAGUUAAUUUUUUUUUCGGACUGAUGCUCAAUUAAAAAUAAAUUUUUGAAUCUCUAAUUUCAUAGAUCUGUAAAUUUAUUUACUGGAUUUUCUUCUUGACACAUCAUGUAACAUUAAUUUUAAGUAAAUUGUAAAUUUUUCUAGUAUUUUUAAGUAAGUAAUAAGAUCAUAUCCAUAUCAAGUAGAUUAAAUUUAAGACUUUUUGACUUUUUGAGCCUAAUUUGUAAUUGUCUUUCGCCAUCUGGCCACAAUACACGAUUUAACGGAAUGAAAUAUCACUUUUAACUGUGAUAGAAAAAUAAAAGUUGACUUAAAUAAACAAAUUAUUAUUUUUUAGGGCCGAUUUAUUCACCUUCUGAUAAACUGUCAGGUACCUAUGCAAUCUGCUAACGCAGCCUGUUAUCCGCUGACCAACAGAAUUAUAGAAUGUAUCUUGCGGAUAGUUACCAGCAAGUGUUCCUGAAGAUGAAUAAACCAGGCCUUAGUAUUUUUACCAGAAAAAUGAAUUAUCUUUAUUAUUCGCUUAAGAUUUUUUAACCAAGUUUAUAUUAUUUUUUGUAUUUUUUAAGUAUCUUGUGUACCUCCCUAAGUUAUUUUACUUUUUAUUUUAAUGACUAAUCCAACCCGUAUUUUUAAAUAUAACAGUUUACAAAUAUUGUUUUAUUU